AUGCACUUCAAAAUCUCUUUUCUGGCAGUCCUUCUCUCCCUCCUCGCCCUCACCAAUGCAGUGACCCUGCACCAAUACAGCCGACCUCGUUGCGGCGGCAGACACGCUGUCUGCCGCAACAUCGGUCCUAGGGUCUGCUGCCAGGCCGCGAAUCGCGUGUUCGCCUCAGGCAGCUGCACCGGCUGCACAUCCACCGAUUUCCACAUAACCUGGAACAGAGUUGGGCAACGCUACUGCGGAAGAGUCGCAGCUUCUACCAACGGAGGCCGCUGCAUCUCUGGUGGUUCAAACCUUCGAGGUCACUCUUGGUGCCGGCUCUGCCGCACUGUCACUAGCGGGGGUGAAAUCGAAGAUGCCACUUGUACUUCGACUGCGGAGCCAGAUGCCCUUGAGAUCGGAAACAAGUGGUUCUCUGUCAAUGAGACGAUCUCUGAGAAUGACAGGAACGCUCUGUGGGCGCUGUGGGGUAGUGAGGCUGAUGAUAAUGUCCCGCAGAACUUGUUGAGAUAUGAGAUCGAGGCGGUGCUGGACGAUGAGGAUGAUGCGCAGGUGGCUGCAGAUGAUGAGCCAGGACAACCGGAGGAUGAGCUCCCAGGUGAGGUGCCGGACGGUCCCGAGGGAGGUGCAGAGUGA
This is a messenger RNA of Aspergillus melleus, 633 nucleotides long. RefSeq lists its product as uncharacterized. The record is from RefSeq and is a predicted model, not a curated record. NCBI's taxonomy places the organism in Eukaryota, Fungi, Ascomycota, Eurotiomycetes, Eurotiales, Aspergillaceae. The transcript has a single exon. Bases 1 to 633 code for a protein of 210 amino acids.